UAGUACAGCUUCUUCACUUAAUCCCACAGACAAACAUCCAAAACCCCCUAAAAACUCUCUAAACCCCAAAAAGCGUUACUUGGAGCUCCCUCCACUAUAAAAGGUGACCCUUCUUCACAAACCUUGAAUGCUACUCCCAAGAACGAAGGCACUCCGUUUAAGCGCCAUGUCGUCCGGCGCCAAAAUGUUGGCCUCCACUUCAUCAUCUUCGUCGUCGUUUUUGGCCGUGAGAAACCCUAGCUUCUCUUCGACCUCCACGAGGCUCUUCAAUGGAGGAGUUCUUCAUAGGGGGAAUAAGAACCGUGUCUCGUUCUCUUCCGCUACUCGCUUCGCGAACGCCUCGCUUCGGUGCUACGCUUCUUCGGCUGGCUUCGAUAGAGUUCAGGUUCAGAAUCCUAUUGUAGAAAUGGACGGUGAUGAAAUGACGAGGAUCAUAUGGAGAAUGAUAAAGGACAAACUUAUAUUUCCAUAUUUGGAUUUGGAUAUAAAGUAUUUUGAUUUGGGAAUUUUGAAUCGCGAUGCAACCGAUGACAGAGUUACUGUAGAGAGCGCUGAAGCCGCUCUUAAGUACAAUGUCGCAGUAAAAUGUGCCACAAUUACACCUGAUGAGACCAGAGUCAAGGAAUUUGGGCUGAAGUCUAUGUGGAGGAGUCCCAAUGGCACAAUCAGAAACAUCUUAAAUGGUACUGUUUUCCGUGAACCUAUCCUCUGCCGUAAUAUUCCCAAAAUUAUUCCUGGUUGGAAGAAACCCAUAUGUAUUGGUAGGCAUGCAUUUGGCGACCAGUAUCGUGCCACUGACACAGUCAUUGAAGGCCCAGGAAAGCUUAAAAUGGUUUUUGUCCCAGAUGAUGGAAAGACCCCAGUGGAACUUGAUGUUUUUAAUUUUAAAGGGCCAGGCAUAGCUCUCGCGAUGUAUAAUGUUGACGAGUCUAUUCGAGCUUUUGCUGAGUCGUCCAUGACUCUAGCAUUUGCAAAGAAGUGGCCUCUUUACUUGAGCACCAAAAACACAAUUCUUAAGAAAUAUGACGGGAGGUUUAAGGACAUAUUCCAGGAAGUAUAUGAAGAGAAGUGGAAGCAAAAGUUUGAAGAGAAUUCAAUAUGGUAUGAACAUCGGUUAAUAGAUGACAUGGUUGCUUAUGUAGUAAAAAGUGAAGGUGGAUAUGUUUGGGCUUGCAAAAAUUAUGAUGGAGAUGUGCUGAGUGAUUUACUUGCUCAAGGAUUUGGCUCCUUGGGGCUCAUGAGUUCUGUGUUGUUAUCCUCUGAUGGGAAGACAUUAGAAGCCGAAGCAGCUCAUGGGACUGUAACUCGCCAUUUCCGAUUACAUCAGAAGGGGCAAGAAACCAGUACAAACAGUAUUGCUUCUAUUUUUGCAUGGACUCGGGGGCUGGAACAUAGGGCUAAGCUAGAUGAAAACGAGAAAUUGCGGGAGUUUGUUCACAAGUUGGAGGCUGCAUGCAUUGAGACCGUAGAAACAGGGAAAAUGACCAAGGAUCUUGCCAUUUUGAUCCACGGUUCCAAGGUAUCAAGGGAACAUUAUUUGAACACCGAAGAAUUUAUUGAUGCUGUUGCACAAAAUCUGGAGGCCAAGAUUCGAGAACCUGUGCUGGCUUAAGUAGAUAUUUAGUUACCCUAGAGAGAAUUUUGUAAUGAGCUUAAGGGUCCGUUUGGAUACCGCUGAAACUGAAAACUGAAUGCAUGAACAGUGAAAUCUGUCCCCUCUAAAACGCGUGCAGCAGGAUAAAAAAAAAAAUUAAAUAAAAUAAAAAAAUUAAAAAAAAAGAACAGAAAAACGCAAAAGCAAACGCAUCAGCCGGAUCCAAACACACACUAAGUUGUCAGGUUUGUGAUUGAAUAUCUUCCUUUCUUAAACGAAGUCCUUUUCCUUCA
This is a messenger RNA of Quercus robur (English oak), 1887 nucleotides long. RefSeq names its product isocitrate dehydrogenase [NADP], chloroplastic/mitochondrial. The record is from RefSeq and is a predicted model, not a curated record. Gene Ontology annotation, molecular function: isocitrate dehydrogenase (NADP+) activity; NAD binding; magnesium ion binding. The transcript is spliced from 15 exons. Gene Ontology annotation, cellular component: mitochondrion. NCBI's taxonomy places the organism in Eukaryota, Viridiplantae, Streptophyta, Magnoliopsida, Fagales, Fagaceae. The coding region runs from base 128 to 1612 and encodes 494 amino acids. Gene Ontology annotation, biological process: isocitrate metabolic process.